Molecule: messenger RNA, 2488 nt
Organism: Bacillus rossius redtenbacheri
Lineage: Eukaryota; Metazoa; Arthropoda; Insecta; Phasmatodea; Bacillidae
Product: pre-mRNA-splicing regulator female-lethal(2)D-like
Exons: 3
Coding region: 390-671 (93 amino acids)
Source: RefSeq, a predicted model, not a curated record
GCACUCGACGGCCGACGCUCGAUCCAGUUGGGUUGCCGUCGCACAGCCCCACGACAGCACGGCCACCCCCCCCCCCCUCCUCCUCCUCCCGGCAGCACGGUCCAGCGAGGCCCCGCGCGCACGCAAGAGCGCGUGGAGGAACGACGACGACAGCCCGAUGCAGCGUGGACGCCGCCGGACCUUGGCAACCCGUGGCUCGUGACGCGUGCGCGCGCGUUCGCAACAACGACAGUGCUUCGCCCCGGCGACAAUCCUUGCAAUAACAGCCUGAACGUACCGCGUGGUAUUUUUUUUUUUUUUUUUGGUGUUGGUGCGAGUUCUUCCAGCAAGCAGCGGCUUCGGAUAGCUAAACAAGGCGCGGCCCCCGCUGGCGGGGGGGCGGGGUCUAUAUGAUCAGCAUGGAGCUGCCGCCCGUGCACCCUCACCUGCACCCUGGCGUGUCCAUGGGGCACCACGUGGAGCAGCUGCAGCACCAUCAGCACCAUCAGCACCACCAGCAGCAGCAGCAGCAGCAGCAGCAGCAGCAGCAGUCCAUGGUGCACCACGCCAUGGCCGAGGACAAGAAGAAACAAGAAGGCGGUCACGGGCUGAGCCAGGAGGGUGAGUUCCGCAGUUGGUACGCCGCGCGCACAGUCCGGGUCCGUAGCUUCUGCACUGAGGUAGAGCGCUGACGCUCUGUCCGUUCCCAGCUGGCUCCGUGAGGUGGUUCUUCCAAAUCUCCAACAAUCGUGGCCAAAUUUCAAAACUAUUUCUCGGCAAUUUUUUAUUUUUUUUUGUUAACACCACAUCCGAUGAAAUCAUUUAACCUGUCUUCUGUUACUAGGACUUGUGUCCGGAAAAAAAAACGGAAAUCAUACGUUAAAAUUAAAGUUACAAGUACGCCGCAACCUUUAAAAAUAACCGCUAGUUAUGACUCAGUCACAUCCGACAUCUUAACUUAUUACAUUUUACGUCAAUAUUUCUGUUUUGGUGUGAUUACCUACUAUGUAUGUAUGACUAACUAUAAAUGCAUUGUAAAUUUUUUUAAGGUUAAAUUUUAUGCCAAGCAUAUUCAAAAUUUUACUUGCUAUUCGUAAAAAUAAGAUAAAAAAUUGAACCUGAAUUGUAAAGUCAAAAAAAGGUUUCUGUGUUUGCACGUCUUGUUGGAAGCAUACAACUUUAAAAAUUUUUCUUAAUAUUUCUUCAUAAAUAUCUGGAUGUAAUAAUAAUGUGCCCUACGUUUCGGCUUGUCAAUUCGCAGCCAUUCUCAAGGACGAUGAAGAAGUGAAGGCUUGGUCUUCUGAGAUUCUACUCAGCAGAAUCCUGAUGGGCUAGCCCAUCAUCUACAAUCAUGGCCACUUGUAAGGACCAAUCACAGCUGGACUGUAGAAGGCCCAGUAUAAAUACUAUGCCAGAAGACUAGACCUUCAAUUAUUCAUCGAUCUGGAGAAUAGCCGCCGAUUGGCAAGCCGAAACGUCAGGCACUUAAUUAUUACAUCAAACGUGGUCCUAACCCAAAAAAAUUUGACAUUAAGUAGUUGUCUGUUCUAAAGUUUGAGUCUCUCUUGUUAGCUGUGCAAAGGAUAGUCAGCCGUUUGUCUCAUGGGGCUAGGGAUUGUCAGGAGACGUUAACGCCACACUGUUCCGCCAAAAACCUUUGUGGAAAUGGUGCACGACUAAGUUUCAUGAUGGUUAGUAAGCAUUAAUUAAGAAUAUCCGUCGUUAAAUACAGUCACUUCUAUAAAAUAUUAAUUUGAAACUGUUUUCACCAAUGCACGGCAGAGACUUAUUUUAUUCAGUCCAUCAUCGCACGGCGGAUCUGUGAAAAAAUAUAUUGGUGGCCCUUUUUUUUUUAUCGAACAGUUUCUCUGGCAACGUUGAAGGCGAAGAGCGCGUUAUUCUGUCAGCCGAUUGCUCACGACGCGACGCCCGUGUAGAUGGCUGGCGAACCAGCCAAUAAGAAUGCCCUACGUGAGCUUCAGCGCCCAGACAGAGUGAAGCAAGCCGCCUCCUUGGAACGGACAGAGUGUUAGCGAGGGUGAAGGCAUAGCCGUGCACCGUUGGGCAAUGUCACACUUUGCAGUCUAUCAUGUCCAAGCUGCUGCGUGGAUUCACAGCAAAAAAAAAUUAUAGCAUUGGAAAUUCUUAAGACGUAAGUAUGAAUGAUUUUAUGAGGAACAGUAUAACCCACAUAAGUGACAUUGCCCAAAUUUUGUUGCAUGUUUGCAUGAUUAGAUUUAAAUGCAUGUUAGCGUUAUUAAUUAGUUUUUGUGUAUAUUAGCGUUAUUAAUUAGUUUUAGAACACUGUUACCAAUCAAUAGUUUUGUUAUGAAUAAAUCAGUGCAAUGUAUAAAUAAUUUGCGAUUACGUCCAUAAACCCUUCAUAAAUAACAUUUUUAAAAAAGUAUAUAAUUUGGAAUUUAUUUCCAAUAUUUAUAUAGGCCAUAUAAAAUUCAUCAUACUCUUUACCCUGAAAAAUCCGUCAUUUCAAAGAAAAAAAAUAAUAAAA